GCACUUGACGCGUAAAAACUUGGCACAAAACGCACGAGUACACCUACUCUUUCUCUCUCUACCUCUCUCUCUGUGUUUCUCUCUGUCCUUUCUUUCUCCUGUCUCUCUCUCUGUGUGUUUCUGUCUGUCCUUUCUUUCUUUCUUUCUUUCUUUCUUUCUUUCUUUCUCUCUGUCUGUUCUGUUCUCUCUGUUCCUUCUGUUCACUACGCGUAAUUUGUGAAACUGCACAAAACUCCCACGUAUGCCAACUCUCUCUCUCUCCCUCUCUGCUCUCUGUCUCUCUCUCUUCCUCCUCUCUCUCUUUCUGUCUCUCGUGUUCUCUCUCUCUCUUUCUGUCUGUCGUGUUCUCUCUCUCUCUUUCUGUCUGUCGUGUUCUCUCUCUUCUUUUCUCUGUUCAUUACGUUAUUUGCGUAAUUUGGCACAAAACGCGCGCGCCUCCUCUCCUUUUCUCUGUGUGUGUUCAUUCUGUCCUCUUCUCUCUCGCUCUGUCCUCCCCCUCUUCUCUCUCUCUCUCUCUCUGUUCAUUCUCUCCUCUCUCUCUCUGUCGUUUCCUCUUCAGUGUUGGAGCAGGACUCGCGCUCUCCAGACGCGCGGAUGGUUUAAUGUGACUGAAGUCCACGUCUCCAAACAUGCAGCAGUUUGUGGGAGUUUGACCUGAGUUUAACGAUGGAGCGAGAGGGAUCGUUCAGGAGGACUCUUCAAAAUAAGCUGCGUCUGGGCAGUGGCUCGUCCUCCAGCCUCACGGACCUGUCCCAGUCCAAAGGCUCCGGCUCAGGGGACAAACCCGGGACUCUGGGGGGUCCGCCCGACGAGUCCCGGGACAAGGGGACGCAGCAGCGGCGAGCGGGGGCCAACGCCACGUGGAACAGUAUCCACAACGCCGUGAUCUCCGUGUUCCAGAAGAAGGAGAUGGGGGAAAACGAGCUGUACACUCUGAACGAAGGAGUGAGACAGCUGCUGAAGACGGAGCUGGGCUCGUUCUUCACUGAAUAUCUCCAGAACCAACUGCUCACUAAAGGCAUGGUGAUCCUCAGGGACAAGAUACGAUUCUAUGAAGGUCAGAAGCUGCUGGACUCUUUGGCCGACACUUGGGACUUUUUCUUCGGUGACGUCCUGUCGAUGCUUCAGGCCAUUUUCUAUCCCGUUCAGGGUAAAGAGCCGUCGGUUCGGCAGCUGGCUCUGCUCCACUUCAGAAACAUCAUCGCUCUAAACCUCAAACUGGAUGAAGCUUUGUCCAAACCACGAGCCCGAGUCCCACCCUCCAUCAUCCAGAUGCUGCUAAUACUACAGGGCGUCCAUGAGUCCAGAGGAGCCACAGACGAUUAUCUGCGUCUGGAGAGACUCAUCCAGAAGGUGGUGUCUCCAUAUCUGGGCACGCACGGCCUGUUCUCCACAGACAGGACCGGCUCACACUGCUCCUCCUGUCUGCUAGAAAAGCGUCUGCAGCCGUCCUGGUCCAAACCCGGUAACUCCCCCGUGGCCAAGAACCCGGUCGUCCGCUCCAAAAGCUACAACGUCCCGAUGCUAACGCCGCUGGUGGAGUCCGACCCCGACCCCUCUGGAGCGCUGGCCGCGGGCGUCCGGAGACACUCUGUGUCGGAGAUGACCCUGUGCGUGGAGGAGAGCGAGUCCGCGACUAACGCUAACAACGGCGGCAACGACAGUCGGACCGGCUCCCCGAGACGAGCCAGCCAAUCACAGGCCUCCACCGGGUCGUCCAUAACAAACAGUACACACUCAGACCACUCCCCUUUAGACCCGACGUCCAGUCCUCAGUCCAGUGGAGCCGCAGACCCCUCCCCCAGCCUCCUGCCCGACCCGUCCCCAACCGAGGACGCUCACGGGGCGGGCUCCCUCCUCUCCUCCACCCCCUCCUCCUCCUCCAGAGCCUUGGUGCAGGACACGAGCUCUGGCCCGAGUCCCACGUCCAGCCCUGACCUGAUGAUGGCCCACACUCCUGACCUGAUGAUGGCCCACACUCCUGACCUGAUGAUGGCCCACACUCCUGACCUGAUGAUGGCCCACACUCCUGACCUGAUGAUGGCCCACACUCCUGACCUGAUGAUGGCCCACACUCCUGACCUGAUGAUGGCCCACACUCCUGACCUGAUGAUGGACGACCUGAUGGACAGUCUGGACUCCGAGACUGAACCGGACGGGAUUUUUCUGAACUUUAGGAGAUACUCAGGAAGUUCCACACACAGCGGCGACGGCAACAGGCAAAGUGUGGCAUGAAGACGCAGAAAUAACGCACACGACACGCACUUUUUAUGGUCACAUAUUAUCAAAACGUUCAAAAAAUAAACAAAAUCCUUAAGCAGCCAUGUUUGUUUUGACACGGACGUUUCUGAUUGGCUAACGCGCCCGUCGAUCACGCCCCUGUGAACUCUGGGAGACGGACCGGACUCACAUCUGCGUUAGAGAGUUGAAAAAGUGAGUCGUCGAUGGAAACACAGCCGUCCCGGGGCGUAUUGACGUUGACGCGGCUGCUUUUUUGUGCCAACGGCGUUUCCGAUCACAACCCGCUCCCUGGAAAAAGUACAUUUCUCCACUCGUUUUUCCCAAAGACUUUCCAAAAAAAGUAAAAAAACUCAGGGAUAAUCCGCUCUGUGGCACUUAAUCUGUGAAACUGCAUCAACUGCUACGAAAACGGUUCAUUGUUGUCGUGUUUUAAAUGUGUUUUUGGAUUUAAAACCGUCACAUUGUGGUAUUAGCAUUAGCACGUAGCUCGUUAGCCUUUGAACUCUUGAUUUUUCUAAAAGUCUACGGGGAAAAUGAGUGUGAAUUUUGACUUUAUCGAGCUUCAAAGUGGGCGGGACUCUUGAGACGGUGUUAAAUCCACGCACGUUUUGAGUAAAGAUGGAAUUCGACUAAAAAAAAGAACAUUUUGCAUAAUAUGUGACCUCCUUUGCACAAACUACUUUGAGCCCGACACUCCACACACUCGUGUUUUAAAUCGACUUGUUUCUCGUUUAAAUAAUAUUUUUCUAAUCGACAAAAACAAUCAAAUCUAAUCUGAAAUGUUGAACUAUUUCAGUCCAGUGUUUUUCUAUUUGUCUGAUUAAAUGUGGGGAUAAAAAUCAUGGGAUAUUUUCUCAAGUGAAAAAAUAAAGAUGUUUUGUAUCUGC
Messenger RNA from Periophthalmus magnuspinnatus, 3128 nucleotides. Its product is annotated as proline-rich protein 5-like. The transcript is spliced from 10 exons. Gene Ontology annotation, cellular component: TORC2 complex. The coding region runs from base 667 to 2235 and encodes 522 amino acids. The record is from RefSeq and is a predicted model, not a curated record. Gene Ontology annotation, biological process: TORC2 signaling. NCBI's taxonomy places the organism in Eukaryota, Metazoa, Chordata, Actinopteri, Gobiiformes, Gobiidae.